UUCGUCCUCUUGAUGCCCGCCACCAAAGCUCCGCGCUUCUCUCAGCCAUCUCACAUAUUCAUGCAUCUAGUCCUUUUACAUUUACUUUCCAAUCUAGUUUCUGACUCUACAAUCUUACAAUAUAGGCUUCUUCAAAAUGGGGGAAUCAAACGGAACAGAACAGCAGGAAAGCUCCUUUCCCUCUGGGACUAUUGCGAAGCUGACUUGCGAUAUACUCAAUAACACGUUCUACAACAUCAUCCAUGACAUCGUUUCCAAAGUCCAUCGCGACGAAAAGGUCGCUAGGAUGCGUUCCGCUGUGACAAUGGCUAGACAGAAAGCUGAGGAAGAAGCAGGCAGGCGCCGAGAGGAGGCAGGCGCCAAGCCAACCGCGUUAAAACCGGGUGAAGACUUUGAAGAACUCAAAAACAUUCGUGUAGAGACUGAGGGGGCUAUCUUCGAAGAUGGGAAGGUCUAUCUCAAGGGAAACCCCCUUCAGACUACCAAAGAAAUUAUCUGCCCCGACUGCCGAUUACCUCGUCUGCUCUAUCCUUUGACCGGGGUUGGAGCCCGUCCUCCCCCGGAUCCAUAUCGAGAAUAUUGCCAAAAACAACCGAUGAUCAACAAACCAGGACAUGACGUCCAUGGGAAUCCGUUCGCUACAGACAAGUUAAAUCCCAAGAAGAAGAAACAGACAAAUACUUCGAAUACGCCAGCAUCAAGCCCGCCUACAACGCCAGAUGGCUCCUUUAAGCAAGCAGCUCCGGAGAAGGUGUCGUUCCCGACGGUCAAAUGCCCUAAUUGCCCAAGGUACUUUGUUGUGACGCGAGUUGCACAGCACUUAGAUCGUUGUCUCGGUCUGUCAGGUCGGCAAACCAAUCGAAACAAAACGCCCAUGGAGAACGGCGCCAGCACUCCGAGUUCUGCUCCACCUAAGCGUCCAUUAGAUGAGGAUACCCCAUCGACUAUAACGAAGAAGAAAAAAAUUGGAGCCCCCAAAAAAUUAUCAGGGAAAAAGCCGCCGCCAGCUCCCAGUAGCAAACUUAAGAAUGGCGUGACACCCGACAUGGCGGCAGCCGCGGAUGCUGCAGCCGCCGGUGACGGCGAUGUUAAAAGCGAGGCAAAUGGCGACAACUGAUAGUCACUUCUUCUUCCUUUUCUUUGUUUAAUUCUGGCUUCUACAUUUCUUCUCGUGGGCAUACAGGUGUGUCUGCAUUGGGGACGGGGUUUUGGACAUAAGUCUCUUUUAACGAUCUGACGUAAAUACUCGGCAUCCAAGGCGUCAACAGGACUUACUAUAGUAUUAUUAGUCGAAAAGUCUGGGACAUCUCGGCAUCAUUAUUUUUCUCUCCUUAUUCUCCCUAUUCUUUCAUUUGUUAUGGCUACAUUGAAUCAUAAUCCCUUCGUUUGCUUUUUUUCUUUUUUGCUCAAGGGAUAGAUGAUCAUGUGGUUGUGUGUACAAUAGGUUUAGCUUGAUGUUCUAUUCAAAGGUUUUGCAUUCUUUCAA
This is a messenger RNA of Aspergillus alliaceus, 1486 nucleotides long. Its product is annotated as SGF11 family protein. The record is from RefSeq and is a predicted model, not a curated record. Bases 137 to 1117 code for a protein of 326 amino acids. The transcript is spliced from 2 exons. NCBI's taxonomy places the organism in Eukaryota, Fungi, Ascomycota, Eurotiomycetes, Eurotiales, Aspergillaceae.